AUUUCUGGUUCCAACAACAAAAAGGCAGUUAAAAUUGUAAAAGAUAUGGUCCUCUACCCCUGGCAAAACUUUAUAUAAUUUUAUUUGAGUUUUAUAUAUAUUUGUAUACUGUUAUGUAUAUCUUUAUACUUGUGUUAUACUUGUAAAUUGCAGCUCUCUUUUUCAAAUAAAGAUGAUAAAUAACAAAAGAGCUGCAAGGGCCCGAAAUGGUUUUAGGGACAGCACUUUGCGACAUAUUGUUACCUUGACGCCAAGUCAUGUUACGUACGUAUUACAUUUUUAAAGAGUCACAGCGUUGUGGACUGCGGGUUAUUCCCUCCGGCAAAGUCUGCGCUUGACUAUUUGACAGUGGGACAGCCCAGAAGCCCUCACGGACUCGAAGUGUGGAGAACUGGAUCCAGCCGGUGGCGUGUCUCGCUGUCAGUCUGCUGUUUACCACAGUGAACCUGGACACUGUGGACCAUGUGCUGCUCCGGGGAAAGCUGACAGCGCGAGGAUAAAUCUCUGUUAGACAUGACCGGCCUCAAGGCCAAAGCAGAAAGCCAGAGUGAUGAAGCCGAGGGUCCGGAUGGAGGCUGGGGCUGGGUGCUGGUCGGAGCCCUGUUCGUCAGCACGAGCCUCGUCUUCGGCCUGAUGCGUAGCUUCGGGAUCUUCUUUGUAGAGUUUGUCCGGUACUUUGAUGAGAGCGCUCACGCCAUCUCCUGGAUCUCGUCCACAGGCCUGGCAGCACAGCAGUUCUUCAGUCCGCUAGGUGCAGCACUAUGUAAUGCAUACGAUGCCCGGUUGGUGGUGAUGACAGGAGGCUGUCUCGCUGGACUCGGCCUCAUACUUGCCUCUCAGGCUACCUGUCUUGUUCACCUCUACCUCACUAUGGGAGUUAUUUCAGGUUUGGGCUGGGGGCUGGUAUUCACUCCCAUGGUAGCUACAGUCUUGGCUAACUUCACUCGCCGGCGCACCCUGGCAUUGGGACUGGCGUUCUCCAGCAUCGGCCUCUCCUCCUUUGCUUUCAACCCGCUCUUCCAGCUGCUGGUGGAGAUGUACACGUGGCGAGGGGCCCUUCUGAUUCUGGGGGGCCUCAGCCUCAACAUUGUGCCCUGCGGGGCUCUCAUCUGUCCACGGCGACGCUCUAAAGCACCAGCAAAGGUGGAUUCAGAGAGCAGGUCAUCACGUGCUGGACUGCUGCACCGCAUCUCUUCCCACCUGGAACUGUCACUGCUCUUCGAACGGCCUUACAUGACCUACACCGUGGCCAUCACUCUUCUUAACGUCGGCUACUUCGUGCCAUAUUUCCACCUGGUGGCCCACAGCCGCCAAGCUGGCUUCUCGGAGUACCAAGCUGCUUUUGUCAUGUCAGCCGCCGGUGUAUCAGACAUUUUUGGCCGCGUAGCGUCAGGCUGGUUCUCAGACCUGGGUCACUUUCGGACGAUUCAUUUACUGAGCGUGUGGAUAACACUGGCAGGGGCGUUCAUCAUGCUGCUGCCUGUGAGUUCCUUGUCCGGCUCCUACUCUGCAUUGAUUGUGAUCAGCCUCCUUUAUGGCUUCUGCUCCGGGGCGCUGACCUCUCUGGUCUUUGCGGUGGUGCCCAUGAUUGUGGGUGUGGAGCGAGUGAUGGGGGCCCUCGGGCUGCUGCAGCUCAUUGAGAGCGGCGCGGGACUGCUUGGGACUCCUCUGUCAGGGUUUCUAAAGGACGUCACAGGAAACUACACGGCUUCCUUCAUGGUGGCAGGCAGUUUCGUCAUUCUCUGUACUUUGACCAUGGCCACUCUGCCUCACUUCUUCUCCUGCACAGACCCACCGUCUCCUCAAAGAUGCUCUCUUGAUGACAAAAAUAAGGGUUUGCAUUCAGAGUUGGAACAAAUUAAUAGUUUACCUUCUGACAAGAACCAUAGAGGAGCUGAAUGAUCUGAUCUGGUGAAAUAACCAGGCUCAAUAUUCCGCAAGACUGUGGAAAUGAAGGGUCCGACAGCCUUGUUAAUUCUCGUCAUGUGUGUGCUAUAUAUACCUCAGAGACUCAGACCCAAAGUGAAGAUAUAAGCUUACUGUGACAACUCGGCCAUCGUAACCUCAGUUUAAUAUCUAGGCCAGUUCCUUCUGCCUAAAAGGAAACUCAGAUGUAUGGUUGCUUUACAUGCACAAUAUAGGAAAUGUGAAGGAAAAGAUUUUUUUUUGUUUUUAUUGUUAUUAUUGUCAUCAAGUUUCUGUGGGAAAGUCUUAUAUUGUCUUGGUUGUUUAUGUGAAUUUUAAGUGUGAAUCUGAUUGUGGAGAUGUAAGAAUCACCAGCAUAUAAAUUUUGCACAUACUUGUUUAAUCCUUGACUUUUAUUUUACUAUUGGCCCCAUAUCUGCUGCUGUUAGUGCAUUGUGUGCUAUUUGCACCAUCAUCUCCAAAAAGGUAGGUACUACAGCUACAGAUGACAACUUUUGUUUUUUACACAGAGACCUAGCAAACAAGCAAAACUGCCUGCUGUGGUAUGUCCAGUACUGUAUGGUAAUUAAAAUGAAAUAGAAUA
Messenger RNA from Micropterus salmoides (largemouth bass), 2509 nucleotides. RefSeq names its product solute carrier family 16 member 13 (gene slc16a13). Bases 514 to 1902 code for a protein of 462 amino acids. Gene Ontology annotation, biological process: monocarboxylic acid transport; transmembrane transport. The record is from RefSeq and is a predicted model, not a curated record. The transcript has 6 exons. Gene Ontology annotation, molecular function: monocarboxylic acid transmembrane transporter activity. Lineage: Eukaryota; Metazoa; Chordata; Actinopteri; Centrarchiformes; Centrarchidae.